AUGAUGGCGAGAUACGCUCCGUUAUUGCUGGCGCUUGCCACUGCCGUGAACGGUGUUGGGCUUGGAGACGUUAAUCAUGUCGUUAUGCUCAUGAUGGAGAAUCGAUCGUUUCAACACUACUUUGGUACACUGGCCGGUGUUCGAGGUUUCGCAGACCCCAAUGUCCAAAUCAACCCCGAUGGUCGCUCUGUCUGGUACCAGAACCUCAGCGGAGUAACAACCGAAGCAGAAUGGCUCCUCCCAUAUUGGCUCAACUACCAAGGCGGCGAGGAGAACUUCAACAAAAGCAUGUGUCUCUGUGCCGGAGCAAACAACUGGAUUCCCACCCAACAAGCCAUGAACGGCGGAUUGAUGAACGCGUGGGCACAAAUCGAUACUCCUCAGGCUUGGGGAUACUUUAAACGACAAGACCUCCCGUAUCAUUAUGCUCUUGCUGAUGCAUAUACUGUUGGAGAUGCGUAUCAUGUUUGUGAUUCCGUUGCUGCGAUUACUUCGAAUACCGAUCCGAAUAGAUGGUUUUGGCAGUCCGGAACAAUCAACGUCCCAGGAGGUAAACAACCCCUCGGUUCCGGCGGUGUAAUCCUCGACGACAACCAAGCCAACGGCUGCGUAGCAACAAACGUAGACUGCCUCCCGCUCCACUGGCCCGCCUACGCGCAAUACCUUGACGAAGCAGGCGUCGACUGGCGCUCCUUCCAAAACUCGUACAACUGGGCUACCAACAGCGGUCUCUUCUAUUUCGCCGCUUUCCAAGAAGCGUCUGUGAAUUCUAGCUUGUAUCAACGAGGCCUGGCUUUUGAUGGCGAUAAUGCGUUGGAUGCUUUUAAGGCUGCGGCUGCGAAUGGGACAUUGCCUACUGUUUCUUGGGUGUUUCCUCCUGGAGCGUUGCAGGAGCAUCCGCCGAAUACUCCGAAGGAUGCUUCGUGGUUUAUUAAUCAGGUUGUGGGUGCGGCUAUUAAUGGGGCGAAUUAUAAGGAGACUGUUGUUUUGGUUAAUUAUGAUGAGGCUGGUGGAUGGGGUGAUGCUGUUUACCCUUUGGUUUCUCCAGAAGGAACCGCGGGCGAAUGGUUCGAGGAUCCAUAUGGAGAAUUGGGUUAUACAUUCUCUGGUCCUGGAAUCCGUGUCCCUCUGUUCAUCAUCUCUCCAUUUACGCGUGGUGGCAAGGUCUUCACGGAGCGUGCUGAUCACUCUUCGAUUCUUCAAUUCCUCGAACAAUUCCUUACUGCAAAGGGAUACCACAACAUUACCACUGAGCAGAUGUCGGACUGGAGACGAGAACACAUGUCUGACCUCGUCAACGCCUUUGACUUCGAAAACCCAGACUACAGCAUCCCAGACCUACCACAGCCCGACUACCCCAUCACCAACUCAGAAGGUGAAAUCAUCGGCAUGUACUCCGGCUUCUGCGACGUAGAAUGGACCGGCAGCUGUUCCGGCAGCGAAUACGUAACCGGGAUCCCCUACGGCAACCAAACCGAGGAGAACUCCCUCGUCUACGAGAACGGCUUCCGAGGCGUGCGAGGAUACCUCGCCGAAGGCCACUACCUCGUCUUCGAAUCCAACGGCUACGCACUUUCCAACCCAAACACUACCGCGAAACAAUUCUCAACGAGUGCUACGACAGCUACUCAUGAUGCUAUUGCGCAGCGUUGGGUGCUGCAUCCUACGACUGUGGAGGGCUCGACUUUCAAUAUUACGAGUGCGCUUGAUGGAUCGUACAUCUCGCAACAUUCGAGCUUGUCUGUGUCUGUUACUGGUGCGGAGGUUUACAAUAUUACUUAUAUUGGAAGUAGCCAGUACAUUGUGCAGAAGGAGAAUGGGGAUUUUUUGAAUAUCCAGGCUGGAGGAGCUCUUUCUUUUGAUACGACGCCUGUUCCGUACAGCGUUUAUAGUGUUACUUACAACUAUUGA
Messenger RNA from Mollisia scopiformis, 1911 nucleotides. RefSeq names its product putative hemolytic phospholipase C precursor. The transcript is spliced from 10 exons. The coding region runs from base 1 to 1911 and encodes 636 amino acids. Gene Ontology annotation, molecular function: hydrolase activity, acting on ester bonds. NCBI's taxonomy places the organism in Eukaryota, Fungi, Ascomycota, Leotiomycetes, Helotiales, Mollisiaceae. The record is from RefSeq and is a predicted model, not a curated record.